Cucurbita moschata (crookneck pumpkin) is the source of this 1532-nucleotide messenger RNA. Its product is annotated as protein decapping 5-like. The coding region runs from base 220 to 1332 and encodes 370 amino acids. Gene Ontology annotation, cellular component: P-body. Gene Ontology annotation, biological process: cytoplasmic stress granule assembly; P-body assembly. The transcript is spliced from 8 exons. Gene Ontology annotation, molecular function: mRNA binding. Lineage: Eukaryota; Viridiplantae; Streptophyta; Magnoliopsida; Cucurbitales; Cucurbitaceae. The record is from RefSeq and is a predicted model, not a curated record.
CUGGCGGCAGCGUCAACCAAAUUCCUUCUUUCUCAAAAGACUUCGAUACGAAGAAUCGCGAAGAAGCAUAGUAACGUUGCUCCAAAUUAAGCUCAGCGGAAAAACCCUAAUCGUCAGGAUCGCUGCGAGUUACAGAGUUUGAUUCUUCCAAUUUCAGUUUCACUUCACGUUUCUCUGUUAUUUAACAUCCAUCUCGAGGUUUUGAGGUUUUAUUGAUCGAUGGCGACUGAAUCUGCCUCCGAAGUUUCUGCUAGUCCCGUGGGAUCAUACAUCGGGAGCACGAUAAGUUUGAUUACGAAAUGUGAGAUUCGUUACGAAGGCAUUCUCUACCACCUCAACAUUCAAGAGUGUACCAUCGGCUUGGCGAAUGUUAGAUCUUAUGGGACAGAAGGACGAAAGAUCGAUGGUCCACAGAUCCUUCCGAGCGAUGAGGUGUAUGAGUAUAUUCUGUUUCGAGGCAGUGACAUCAAGGAUCUGCAACUCAAGUCCCCCUCAUUUGCUGAAAUGGACAAGCAGAUUCAUGAUGGCUCUGUGAUCCAGUCGAAGCAUGCUGGGUUCUCAACCUCACCACUCUAUCCUUCAGUUGGAUGUGAAACAUCGACGGUCUCAAAUCAGAGCCAGGAUUCUCUGGCUUUUAAUAAUGGACAGUAUCCAAGCAAGUUGUCUUCACAUCAAUCUGUUGCUGCAGUGAUGACAUCUACUUCUUCCUUUCCUUCAGUCUGGCAAGAAAUUGGAAAUAACAAAGCUCAGAUUACGGGUAAACCUAUAUUCCACCCAACAUCAAUUCUUUCCAGGCAGUCUGUUCUGAAUACUGCACCUUCUAUUUCGGGUUCGGGUCCAUUGCUCACAUUGCCUGCACCUUCAUUAACUCCUUAUCAAUUAUCACAGUCUGGGGCAGAGGUACUUUCCUCCACAAAGAAACUGUGUGUUGAUGCAAGGAACUUGGGUGCUUCUAAUUCUUCGAUAUCAAUUGCUGCGGUUGAACAUCAAACACCCUCGUUUCCAUCUCUGAGAGAGAUGCCUCCUCAACAGUUCACUGAAGAAUUUGAUUUUCAAGCCAUGAACGAGAAGUUCAAGAAGGACGAGGAAGAGAGACAUUGGGCGAUACCUAGAGCUAAGCCUGCAUAUAACAAGGAUGAAUUCUUCGAUACAAUUUCCUGCAAUUCUCUUGAACGUGGAUCAAGGAAUGGACACAGCCGUUUCUCUAGGCCAAUGAAAUUUGACUCCGAGACAAGCGGAGGCCUUCCACAUAUGGGCGGCAAUGUUGGGUAUGGCGUUAGACGCGGUGAGAAUUUCUGGGGCUCAAAUAACUUGGGACAGGGAUACAAUUAAUGGUGGUAGAGGGCUUGAAGGGAGCAUGCCAUUCUGAAUCUUAGCCUCUUGUUUGUGUGGCCCUACUGUUAUUGAAUUGACAUAUGCACACAUCUCCUUGUAAUUAUUUCCUUCACCACCUUCACCUGGUGCACUUUGGGUUGGGUAGACUUUUGUAACUUAUAUAUUUGAUGCAUGCAUGAUUUUUAUGUAUAUUUAUG